GUGUAGCUAGAGGUGUGUCAGUGAGGUACAGCGGGGGGUGGAUCGGAGGUGUUGUGAUGGCUGCUGCAUGAGGUGAAUGGGAUGGGAUUCACACGUGCCUGUGGUCCAUCCAUAUCUGCUGCCUUGCCUGUAGAUCUCUGUAUGUCUUCUGUACACACCUAUACAUACGUACACACAUCCAUGCCAUGCGCCCCCCUCCCCCCUCCCCCCCUUCACUCUCCUUGUCUCCUCUCUAUAUCUACAUCUGUCCUACGGGUUGACUGGCUGUGGUCGUGGGUGCCCCGGACGAUGGGUGAUUGACUGCCUGCCUUGUCCUCGGCCUCCUUGUCGUUCUGGGCACCCUUCAUCUCGUCGCACAUGUCGGGGAUGUUGUACUUGGACUGGAAGUCCGUGAUGAUCGUCCAGUCAUCACCUGACCGACCACCACACAGACACACACACAAGAUGAAGGGAUGGAUGGAUAGAUGAUCUGUGUGUGCCCCUGCCCGCCCCUGCUUACCCAGGUAGUCCAUUGCCACAACGUACACGUGGUGCGCCUCUGGUUCUCCAUCCACCCUCAGCACGCCUUGUUUGGCUCCAUCGAAAUAGGGCCGCACGAACGGCGUGUCCAGCCACUUGUCCUCAUCAUGACCGACACACUGGGCCACAUGCACGAGCCGGUUGCUCUCCCGCCGCGCGUCGUCCUGGUGCGGAAACAGCUUGAAGGCAACAUGCUGUCUGCCGUCUGCAGCGUCCAGCACUCAUACGUCCCCAAACGCGCCAUUGCCGCCUGGCAGUUCCCACACGUCAAAGCUGUCCGUCCGUCCAUCGCGAUAGAUGUCGAGUGCACCUCUGUGGCUGUCAUCUGCCGUGGCCAUGCGUUUAAAAGCGUGCUGGGAGGUAGGGGGAGGG
Messenger RNA from Vitrella brassicaformis, 891 nucleotides. The record is from the annotation of a GenBank genome assembly. NCBI's taxonomy places the organism in Eukaryota, Vitrellaceae.